Molecule: messenger RNA, 1754 nt
Organism: Ceutorhynchus assimilis (cabbage seed weevil)
Lineage: Eukaryota; Metazoa; Arthropoda; Insecta; Coleoptera; Curculionidae
Source: the annotation of a GenBank genome assembly
AUUAGGUACAUGCCCUAUCUCACCAGGGCGGACAGGCGCGAGUUUCUAUUCUGAACUUAGGUUUUUAGUUAUUAGCGUCUCAAAAAAUAAUCCAUAUUCAUAAAUGAAUAGGAAAUACGUAGUUUGGAUUAUUUUGCACCUUGAAAAGUUCAUAAUUUUUGCCGAUAACUUUUUUAUAUUAAUGGCAUAAAUGGAUUUCGUAUUUAAACAUUAUAUUUUUCCAAUAAUUGUAUCUGCACUUUCAAACAAUGAACUUGUUUUUAUUUUUGUCAAAUUAUUUGAUUGCUACAAUUUAUUGUGCAAACAUUUUAGUAGUUUCAGAAAUUGGCAGUGUUAGUCACAUGAGUAUCAUGAAAAACCUUGCCAAAAAUCUAGCUGAAAAAGGCCACAAUAUCGAUAUGGUGUCACAAUUUCCUUUGGAAAAGCCUUUAGAAAGAUAUACGGACAUAAAUAUUGCUAACAUAUCCAUUAUUGUAACAAACCAAUUCACUCUAAAUGAAAUGAAAUUAUUGACAACAAAAACCACGAUAAUGGCUAUGAUAGAAAAAGUCAGUUUGUCAGCGUGUAAAUCAGCCUUUGAAAAUCCAAAAUUGCAACAGCUUAAAAAUACUAAAAAAAAGUACGAUUUAUUGAUCGCAGAACUUUUUGUCACCGAUUGCAUGUUGGGCUGGGGAUGGUACUUUGACGUACCAACAAUUUUGGUGUCUAGCAGUUAUCCUUUACCGUCAAGAGUUGAUCGUUUUGGACUUCCAGAGAGUACCGGGUACAUUCCUACCUAUUUUGCUCAAGGAUUUAGCACAAAAAUGUCAGUAUUUGAUAGGAUUGUAAAUACUUGGCAAUAUAUUAAAGCUAAAUAUUUUAUUAAUAGUUAUAAUCAAAUAAUCGAUGAAAUAACUAAAGACUUUUUUGGAACAGAAAUGCCUUCUCUUAGUGAUUUGGCUUACAACAGUAGUUUACUGUUGAUGAAUACACAUUUCAGUAUCCAUUUUGCCAGACCAUUGGUACCAAAUGUUAUUGAAGUAGCGGGCUUACAUAUGGAAGAACCACAACCCUUAAACCAAUAUUAUGAUAAUUUGCUGGGUAACGAUACGACAGGAGUAAUAUACUUCUCUAUGGGUUCACUAUUGGCCAUCGAGUCUUUUUCUAUAGAUUUACUACAAGACAUAUUGGAUGCUUUUGCUACAUUACCCUAUAAAGUUAUAUGGAGAGCAAAGCACGAAGCUUUACCAAAAAAUUUAAAUGUUCCAAAAAAAGUUUAUUUCGAAAAUUGGGUGCCACAGCUGGACCUCUUGUGUGAUUCGAGAGUCAAACUUUUUAUUUCUCAUGGCGGUAUGAUGAGUACCCAAGAAGCAAUAUAUUGUGCAGUACCAAUUUUAGGAAUUCCCAUAAAUGCCGAUCAGUUUUUGAAUAUGAAACAGGUUCAAGAUUCAGGAAAUGGAUUAAUAAUAAAAGAUUUGAGCAAAAGCGAUUUAAUGAAAUCUAUUAAGGAGCUUUUGCAUGAUCCAAAAUAUUCAAAAAGUGCAAAAGAAGUUUCUGAACUUUUUAAAGACCGCCCAAUGUCGCCUAAAGACACAGCCAUUUAUUGGACUGAAUACGUUUUGCGACAUAGAGGUGCUCCAAAAUUGCAAAGUUUUGCUAAACAACUUGCAUGGUAUCAAUACUAUCUUUUAGACCUAAUUGCCAUCGUUAUUUGUACACUUUUUACCAUUAUUUUAUUUUUAUUGCUUUUUAUAAAGCGCAUUUUUCUGUCUUGA